Molecule: messenger RNA, 3635 nt
Organism: Toxotes jaculatrix (banded archerfish)
Lineage: Eukaryota; Metazoa; Chordata; Actinopteri; Toxotidae
Gene: wdr26a
Product: WD repeat domain 26a
Exons: 14
Coding region: 365-2167 (600 amino acids)
Biological process (GO): proteasome-mediated ubiquitin-dependent protein catabolic process
Cellular component (GO): GID complex
Molecular function (GO): protein binding
Source: RefSeq, a predicted model, not a curated record
AUGUCCAUAACAGGGCUGCAGCUGUCUGAGAGCAACAAUAACAAGCUCUAUCCAACAAUUUAACGGCGGCUUUAACGGUACCUGACAGCCCCGCAGACCGCCGACUUUCACAAAAUGCGGCUGUCCAAGUAACUCUGGCCUCCGCUUGUUCGUCCUCCGAGCCGAAAACCGGGUUACCGUCGCGGCCAGCACCGCGAAACAAACACGGAGCCUCGGCCGCAGGGGGAGCAGGGCAGUUCGGGGCUGCAUCUGGGUCAGUGGGCCUGUCGGCGGCCGUACCGGUGGUUUGUUAUCCCCGCAGUGUCCCGCGGCGCCCGUCAUUCGCUGGUUUACUCAUCGGGUCACCGUUUUAAACCGCGGUAACAUGCAGGCUAACGGGGCAGGACAGGACCGGGAUUCAGAGCUGUCCUGCCGAAACGGUGCACGGAACGGCGAGUCGUCCUCCACCGGGGUAGCUCACUCCAACGGACUUGUGUCAGUCACCAACAAUGGAAACACUGUCAGCAAUAACAACGGAGUGUCAGCCCAGCCUGCGCCCAACAACACCAACAUCCCGUCGGAUGUCAAGAAGAAGAAGGGUCUGUCUCAGUCCGAGGAGGAUGUCAUCAGGCUGAUAGGACAACACCUACACGACCUAGGUCUCAAUCAGACGGUGGACCUCCUGAUGCAGGAGUCUGGAUGCAGGCUGGAGCACCCCUCUGCCACCAAGUUCCGCAAUCACGUCAUGGAAGGAGAGUGGGACAAGGCUGAGAGUGACCUGAAUGAGCUGAAGGCUUUGAUGCAUUCUCCAAGUGCUAUAGUGCGGAUGAAGUUCUUGCUGCUGCAGCAGAAGUAUCUGGAGUAUCUGGAGGAUGGGAAGGUCCUGGAGGCCCUGCAGGUCCUCAGAGCCGAGCUCACUCCUCUCAAAUACAACACAGAGCGUAUCCACAUCCUGAGCGGGUACCUGAUGUGCAGUCAUGCAGACGACCUGCGAGCCAAAGCAGAGUGGGAAGGCAAAGGCACGGCGUCCCGAACAAAGCUGCUGGACAAGCUCCAGACCUAUCUGCCUCCCUCAGUGAUGCUGCCCCCUCGCCGCCUGCAGACUCUGCUGAAGCAGGCGGUAGAGCUGCAGAGGGAGCGUUGCCUCUACCACAACACCAAACUGGACAGUGGACUGGACUCUGUGUCCCUGCUCCUGGACCAUGCCUGUAGCCGGAAACAGUUCCCGUGCUACACUCAGCAGAUUCUCACUGAACACUGCAAUGAAGUCUGGUUCUGCAAGUUCUCCAACGAUGGCACAAAAUUGGCAACUGGGUCCAAAGACACCACAGUCAUCGUGUGGCACGUUAAUAUGGAAACCCAGCAGCUGAAGCUGAUGAAGACCCUGGAGGGUCAUGCUUAUGGUGUCUCAUACCUGGCCUGGAGCCCUGAUGAUACCUAUCUGAUAGCCUGUGGUCCUGAUGACUGCUCUGAGCUGUGGCUGUGGAAUGUACAGACGGGUGAGCUACGAACAAAGAUGAGUCAGUCUCAUGAGGAUAGCCUGACCAGCGUGGCCUGGAAUCCAGAUGGCAAACGCUUCGUCACUGGCGGCCAGAGAGGCCAGUUCUACCAGUGUGACUUGGAUGGAAACCUGCUGGACUCGUGGGAAGGAGUUCGGGUGCAGUGCCUGUGGUGUCUGAGUGACGGCCGGACCAUCCUCGCAUCAGACACCCACCAACGUAUCCGAGGGUACAAUUUUGAGGACCUGACAGACAGAAACAUAGUGCAAGAGGACCAUCCCAUCAUGUCUUUCACUGUUUCCAAAAAUGGAAGGUUAGCUUUGCUCAAUGUUGCUACCCAGGGAGUGCACCUAUGGGACCUGCAGGACCGGGUGCUGGUGAGGAAGUAUCAAGGAGUCACCCAGGGCUUCUACACAAUCCACUCCUGCCUGGGAGGGCACAAUGAAGACUUCAUCGCCAGUGGCAGCGAAGACCACAAAGUUUACAUCUGGCACCGGCGCAGUGAGCUGCCCAUCGCAGAGCUGACCGGUCACACCCGCACCGUCAACUGUGUGAGCUGGAACCCCGUCCUGCCCGGGCUGCUGGCCAGCGCCUCAGACGACGGAACCGUCCGAAUCUGGGGACCCGCCCCCUUCCUGGACGUUCAAGAUGCAGAGGGCCUCAAUGAAAGCUGCAGCAUGGACAGCUGAUGAUCUGCUGCCGCUCUGAGCCUGAGGAGCAUUAAGACUCUGUAGACACUUGAAUGGACGAAGCGGGGAGAAAGCUUUGGUGAUUGGACAGCUGCUUCCUGGAGGCGGAGGCCAGCAGCGAUCCGCGUCAGGGCGUCACAACACAGAGAUGUCAGACUCAGUCACAUUUCUGACAGCAGAGCCGGACACGUGAAGCUGGGCUCCAGGACCUCCUCCUCCUCCUCCUCCUCUUGUCUGGACCUGUUCCCUCAGCACCAUCCAGGACCACCCACCUCCUCUUAUUUAUAAUCAUCUACAUUAUUUAUUCUUGAGUAGUUCACUGACUAGUGCUAGGCUGUGACGUAGCAGCACCUGGUGGAGGGUGUGUGUUGUUAACUUUCUGAGCAGCUCACACGAAGCAGCUUCAUCUCCCUCACCUCCUGAACCUUUAAGAGAUUUUACCUGCAGGAACACUGGAUGGCUGUAACACCCCCUUGAAGAGGAGGAUCUUUUAAAUGCAGAAUUCUACUAUUAUCUCAUUUUUUUUUUUAUGCAGAACACCUUUAUGUUUUUUUUUUUUUCCCUUCAGCUUUUCUGCGUAUAGCCAGAGAAAGAAUAGUAUUUGAUGAGCAUGUUGCGUAGGAUUUGCACAGGACAACGUGUUCAGUGGCUGACUUGGUCCUGCUAUAUCUAUUCAAAUGUGCUGAGUGGUUGGCUGCCUUCUGAGAGUUCAGAGGAUUAUCUGUCAACCCUGACCUCUGCAUAUGGAUUAUGUGAGUGUAGUGUCCCCCAUGCUGUCAGUGUGGAUUUCCUCUUUAUUUUGCUGUUACAUCUUUGCUCUGGCUUCACUCUUUGCUCUCUCUGCCUCUGUUUGUGUCGCAAGUCCUUUGCCACCUCUCCCUGCAUACAAACAGCAUCCUUCAUAUGAAUUUCUUUUCAUUUGGUUUAGUUACAUGUUCUAAGUUUCAUUUAUCACUGUGUUUGUUUCUUUUUUUGUUCUUUUUUUAUUUACUUCAAGUGGAGCUGUAACAUUUAAGGAGACACUCCCUGAUUUCUUUCUGUAGCCAGUGAGCCCCCCACCCCAACACCCCAGCUCAACUCUCAGCUGUUGUAAAAGAUAAGGCUGGUGUUAUUCUCAGUUUCAUGUGGUCAACAAAUUCUGGGAAAAAGGCCAGAACCAACCAAACGUUGAUCUGUUUCUCUAAACUCUGACUUCCAUGCUCCGUCUGUGGCUCUCAGCUCGGAGCCCAUUGGUUCCUGCUGAGAUGAUGUCAGCCUUCAGAAACACCUCACAAAGUUUCAUUUCCUCAAACAGCUGAUCACUGUAGUUUGUAUCAAACAAACAGGAAGGAAGAGUGAGUUUGUUGGGGGCUAUUUUCAGCAGCGGAUUAAGCCACAUUUGGUGCUGUAGUAUGUGUGGCAGCAGGCUGGUGUGUGUGUGUGUGGGGGUCUGAGUCAGAAUAAACUACUGUCUGUGUGUGUGUGUGUG